Molecule: messenger RNA, 1798 nt
Organism: Dipodomys spectabilis (banner-tailed kangaroo rat)
Lineage: Eukaryota; Metazoa; Chordata; Mammalia; Rodentia; Heteromyidae
Gene: Pex19
Product: peroxisomal biogenesis factor 19
Exons: 8
Coding region: 15-914 (299 amino acids)
Biological process (GO): protein import into peroxisome membrane
Cellular component (GO): peroxisomal membrane; peroxisome
Source: RefSeq, a predicted model, not a curated record
UGGGAGGCGGCAAGAUGGCGGCUGCUGAAGAAGGCCUUGGUGUCGGGGUUGAAGCGGACCGGGAACUGGAAGAGCUUCUGGAAAGUGCUCUUGAUGAUUUCGAUAAAGCCAAACCCUCCCCAGCACCCCCUCCUACCACCACGGCCCCCGAUGCUUCAGGGCCCCAGAAGAGAUCGCCAGGAGACACUGCCAAAGAUGCCCUCUUUGCCUCCCAAGAGAAGUUUUUCCAGGAAUUAUUCGACAGUGAGCUGGCUUCCCAAGCCACUGCAGAGUUUGAAAAGGCAAUGAAGGAGUUGGCUGAGGAAGAGCCCCACCUGGUGGAACAAUUCCAGAAGCUCUCAGAGGCUGCUGGGAGAGUGGGUAGUGAUGCAACCUCCCAACAAGAAUUCACUUCUUGCCUAAAGGAGACAUUAAGUGGACUAGCCAAAAAUGCCACUGACCUUCAGAACUCAGGCAUGUCAGAAGAAGAGCUGACCAAAGCCAUGGAGGGGCUGGGCAUGGAUGAAGGGGAUGGAGAUGGGAACAUCCUCCCCAUCAUGCAGAGCAUCAUGCAAAACCUACUCUCCAGGGAUGUGCUAUAUCCAUCACUGAAGGAGAUCACAGAGAAGUAUCCAGAAUGGUUGCAAGAUCAUCGGGAAUCUCUACCUCCAGAACAGUUUGAAAAAUAUAAAGAGCAGCACAAUGUCAUGUGCAAAAUCUGUGAGCAGUUUGAGGCAGAGACACCCACAGACAGUGAGGCAACACAGAAGGCACGUUUUGAGACGGUGCUCGAUCUUAUGCAGCAGCUACAGGAUUUGGGCCAUCCUCCAAAAGAGCUGGCUGGGGAAAUGCCUCCUGGUCUCAACUUUGACCUGGAUGCCCUCAAUCUAUCGGGUCCACCAGGUGCCAGUGGUGAGCAGUGUCUGAUCAUGUGAAACACAGCGCGCUUUCUUCCCUGAGUCCCAGCCAUGGGGAACAUCUGGAGUCAGCAGAACCAUGAGAACUGAGGCAGGAGUGUCAUCUGUGGGAAUGGUCUGCUCACUGCCCCAUCGUCCUAUUCAAGACUGUGCCAUAUCAGCUGAGCCUUUCCCUCUGUUUUUCUAGAAAUGGGAUCUUUACCAUAGGCCAUUUUGUGAGCCCUAUUGUGGUUUCUGCUGCUAGAAAAGGCCUAGCUAAAGAAGGUAUCCUUCUUGGGGCAUGUACCUUCUUCCCUUUCCCAAAAUAAUGUUAAAUAUGGCCACACUCAUGUUCACCUUUUCUCCUGGGGUCUUUGUGCCUUGUUUCUACUCCUUUCCUUGGAAUUGGGGAGCAGGGGCAGAGUACAUAAUUCACCAAAAGAAAAGAACUUUAAUAUGUAAUCACAAUGGGAUUGGAAGAGAAGCCUUAGGCUUUUUCUUUCUCUAGGUGCUGAGCCCUCAACUCCCUAUUCCAGCCUGGGAAUUCAAGUUGCUACCCUUGUUCUUUCUACAAUGCCAUGUGAUCGGGAUGAAUCCAGCCUCUGACCUUCCUUUGUCCUGUAUCUGUCCUUAUCUCUUUUUAAAUUCUUGUUUAUUCUAAACCUGUGCCCAAGCUGUAACAAAAGAAGACCCAUCCUGUUCCCCCUCAUCCAAUAUAACCACCAGUCUCACUAGUUCCUUCCCUCCUACUCAGGCAAAGACAUAAUUGUCCUGUUAAGUCUGACAAAUGAAUGGCCUUUCUACACAGAUACAUUGUGGCUUAUUUGAGACAACUGAUUCCCUUAGAAUACUUGGUUUAGGAAAGUGCUUAGGAAAGGGGUGCAGUUUGGGGCAGUUCUAAUAAAUACUGAGUGAGGAAUGUG